AUGAAGUCUGUUGCCUUGACUAGCGCUCUCGUUAUGGGCGGCUUCCUCGCGGGCAGCGUUAUUGGAAGGCCACUGGCCGUAAAGCGAGAUAUGGUCACCGAGGUCGUAUACGUCACAACGGCCAUAGCCGACGCCAUUGUCUAUGUCGAUCAGGACGGCGUACCCUACCUUACCAUGACCGUAAACCGGGUCGAGAGCCUCACCACCGCAGCGAUCGAGCGUACUACGAGCUCAUCCUUCGUCGCAGGCCCUACUUCAACAUCCGUCGAGCCUGCCCCGACGCCGUCGGCUGCUGUCGUUCCGCCCGCUAGUUUGGUUUCAUCAGAUCCGCACUCGCUGGUUGUCGCCCCACAGGAGUCAACCCCUACGUCUGCAGCAGCGCAAUGGUACACAUCGAUUCCCGCCGCUUCGUCUACUCCAGUGGAGGAACCAUCGUCUUCUGCCGUACCUCUCCCGCCGGCGUCUUCCGUACCGUCGCAUACCUCUUUUUCUGCUCCGGCGCCCGAGCCCGUCGCUUCUUCGGCAGCGCCAGCUCCUGCAGCGAGCGCAAAGGCACCUGAACCCUCCGCUCCCGCUCCCGCUCCAAAAGUAAGCACACAGUCUGACGGUCUCGGCGUCACAUAUGAUCCCUACAAAGGUACACCCAGGCAGUGCCAAUGCAAAACUUCCGACGAAAUUGCCGCCCAAUUCGAGCAAUUGAAGAGCUAUAAAAUAGUGCGCAUCUAUGGUAAUGAUUGUGGCAUCAUCCCGGUCGCCGUCCAGCAGGCCAAGAAGAACGGUCAGAACCUCAUGGCCGGAAUCUACAGUCCCAAUCAAGCUAUCGACGACGUAGUCAACGACCUGUCCGAUGCUAUCAAUCAAUACAACGGCGGCAGCUGGGAUAUCAUUAGCCUAGUCUCUGUUGAGAAUGAGCGAGUCAACGCCCACGUCCUUACCGCCUCUGACGCCAUGGACACGGUUGCGCAGGCGCGCGUAGCCCUGAAGAAGGUUGGCUACACGGGACUGGUUGGUGCCGUCGAGACUGCCCCUGCUAUUGUCGGUAAUCCGGCCAUUUGCGCCAAAUCUGAUGUGGCGCUCGUUAACAUCCACGCAUUCUUCGACCAGCAUACGAAAGCCGAAGAUGCUGGCAAGUUUGUUAAAAGCGAGGUCGAACGCGUCAGGCAAGCUUGCCCUGACAAGCGAGUCAUCGUCACUGAAUCUGGAUGGCCUCACAAAGGUGACAACCACGAUGAUGCCGUGGCAUCCCCCGAGGCACAGCAGGCUGCGCUGGCAUCUAUCCGGAACGAAUUCCAGCAGGAUCUGUUUCUCUUUAAUGCUUUCGAUUCCCUCUGGAAAACCGACGACGACUCCACGUUCAACGCAGAGAAGUACUGGGGGUUCAUGUCAUAG
Trematosphaeria pertusa is the source of this 1389-nucleotide messenger RNA. Its product is annotated as glycoside hydrolase family 17 protein. Gene Ontology annotation, cellular component: extracellular region; cell surface; fungal-type cell wall. Gene Ontology annotation, biological process: cell wall organization. Gene Ontology annotation, molecular function: 1,3-beta-glucanosyltransferase activity; glucan endo-1,3-beta-D-glucosidase activity. The record is from RefSeq and is a predicted model, not a curated record. The transcript is spliced from 3 exons. Bases 1 to 1389 code for a protein of 462 amino acids. Lineage: Eukaryota; Fungi; Ascomycota; Dothideomycetes; Pleosporales; Trematosphaeriaceae.